Dovyalis caffra is the source of this 678-nucleotide messenger RNA. The record is from the annotation of a GenBank genome assembly. Lineage: Eukaryota; Viridiplantae; Streptophyta; Magnoliopsida; Malpighiales; Salicaceae.
AUGAUUAGACUAAGGGCCUCUGAAGGGGCUUGUACCUCAUCAUCUGUAGGCGACAAACUAAGUGGCCUUCAGGAUUUGCAUGAUCGUGUCAAUAACUUACUUAUUUUACCACUCACCCAACAAGCUAUAGCCCAAGAGAAUAAUGAGAAAUGGGUUGAUGAGCUAUUGGAUGGAUCUCUUCUGGUCCUGGAUUUGUGUAACACUGCAAAAGAUGCCUUGUUGCAAACAAAAGAAUGCGUACACGAACUUCAAUCAAUUUUAAGAGGUUGUGGUGAAAUUGGUCUUACAAGUGAGGUUAAAAAAUAUUUAACCUCUAGGAAGGUAUUGAAAAAGGCAAUUUGCAAGGCCUUGAAGGGUAUGCAAAAUAAAUGCACCUUCUCUACCUAUAAUGGAGAUCAUGAAACUACAACCGUGUUUUGCCGGCUAAAGAAGGUUGAAGCAAUCUCUUUCGAUGUGUUCGAAUCCUUGCUUACCUUCGUCUAUGGACCAAAGACGAGGCCUACUGCAUUGCUAUCUUUGGUAGAUCACAACACAUACAAAUCUGAUAACAUCAAGGGUGUGCAAAGCCAGCUGGAGAAGUUAGAAUCGUGCAUUCAAGAUAUCGAAGAAGGACUUGAGUGCCUUUUCAGGAAUUUGAUCAAAACUAGAGUCUUCCUUCUCAAUAUCCUAAGCCGGUAG